AUGGAUUAUCAAAAUGGAUAUGGUGUGGAAGUGACUGGGUUAUCUCCAGCUGUUACUGAGAAAGAUCUCAUUGACUUCUUCUCCUUCUCUGGUGCAAUCGAAUAUAUUGAUAUUGUUAAAUCGGGUGAGCAAGCUUGUACUGCUUAUGUGAUGUUCAAGGAUUCUUAUUCUCAGGAAACUGCUGUUUUACUCAGUGGCGCAACGAUAUUGGAUCAGCGCGUUUGCAUAACUCGUUGGGGACAGCAUCACGAAGCGUUUGACUUCUGGAACGGGGCUCCGCGAGGUUUUGAAGAUGAAACAAGCUCACAUCCUCCUCCUCAACAAAGCGAGUUCAACGCCGGAGAAGCAGUGACGAAAGCUCAAGAAGUUGUGAAAACAAUGCUAGCCACUGGGUUCGUGCUAGGCAAAGAUGCUUUAACCAAAGCUAAAGCCUUUGACGAAUCCCAUGGAGUGUCAGCUGCUGCAGCGGCUAGAGUAUCUCAACUAGAGCAGAGGAUUGGUCUCACUGACAAAAUCUUUGCCGGAGUUGAAGCUGUAAGAUUGACUGACCAAAGGUACCAUGUUUCAGACAGGGCCAAAUCAGCUGUCUCCGCCACAGGAAGAACCGCGGCCGCAGCUGCAACUAGCGUUGUCAAUAGCAGUUACUUCUCCAGCGGAGCUCUUUGGCUAUCGGGUGCGUUAGAGCGAGCGGCUAAGGCUGCUUCUGAUAUCGGUAACCGUAACUCCAGGCAGUGA
Arabis nemorensis is the source of this 735-nucleotide messenger RNA. The record is from the annotation of a GenBank genome assembly. Lineage: Eukaryota; Viridiplantae; Streptophyta; Magnoliopsida; Brassicales; Brassicaceae.